Molecule: messenger RNA, 3582 nt
Organism: Chlorocebus sabaeus (green monkey)
Lineage: Eukaryota; Metazoa; Chordata; Mammalia; Primates; Cercopithecidae
Gene: SPAAR
Product: small regulatory polypeptide of amino acid response
Source: RefSeq, a predicted model, not a curated record
CUCUGAAACUUGAGGAAGCCCCAUCCACCAGCUGCCUUGAAUCCACUUUCCUUGGUAACUGGGUCAGGGUUUCUUCUCCAAGCCUUGUGUCUUCAGCCAUCCUGCCCCAGUUGGUGCCUGUGCGUGGAGGGAGGGCUAGGAGGCAGCGAGUGGAGUUUUUUAAAGUGGAGUCUGUGGUGCUGGGGUGCAAGGUGUUGGAUGGCCUUGAGAGAAUGCUGGGGUCUCACUGUCCUCUUCUCUGAAAUGGGUUGGAUAACAGAGAUGCCCCCUUGCCAAAGCCUGGAGGCUCGUUGGAAUAUGCUCUGUGAACAGCUGGUGGGAUCCACAGCGAGGGAGGAAGUCUGGCUCUGAGGCCUUCAGCCUGUGCCUGUGAGAUGAGGUGGGAAGUGGGGGGAGAUGAGGACUGGGGGCCAGGAGAGGCAGUGGGGAGGGGCUGGAGAGCAGGCCAGAGAGUCAGGGGCCUGGUGACUCACGGGAACAGAAUGUCCUCUUUCCUUUCUAUUUCCCAGUGGAUUCUCUGUGAGGGCUGGAGGAGGAGGGUGUGAGAGAGAGAAGGAGGCAAAUUCACACUGAUUUCCUCCACCUUAGGUUUCUGGGUUGGGAAAGUGGACCCUAGGCUGCCGUGCAGUGUUGAUUUUUCUCUGCAGUGUCCUUCAAAUCCACCCCCUUCUCCAUUCCCAUGCCCUGCCUAGCCCAGCCCCCUCCAUCCCCCUCCUGGAUUCCUGCCACGACUCCUCUGGCUGCUCCCUGCAGCCCUGCCCCUUUCCCAAGUAUCUCCAGGCUGAUUUCACAGAUGAAUCAAAGACGGAGAGGAGGUUCCCUGAAAGCCGGAAAUAGGAAAGGAAGCCUAUGCAGGGCAGGAGAGAACCCGCUGAGCAAUCGGCCUUUAUUCCAGUUUAAAAAUGAGGAACCACUCAGACAAUCUGCAGGUGGCCUACAGCUGCAUGCACAUAGGAAGAACAGGCGAUGAGAAAUCAAAGGAACAAAUGUUCAAGCUUGAGGCAUAGUCCCCUGGUGCCCUCUAUCACCCCAGUUAAGGAGGUGAUGUUGGUAACUCAAUCUGAAACCACAGGCCCUGCAGAUCUGCCCAUCGUCUCCUUUCUUCUGGCCAUCCCAGUUAAUACAAAUAAUCCAAGGAACUGGCUUCCUGUUGCAGCCCACAGCCUGCUCCAUGUGGAGGAGGAGCCCAGGGCCCAGCUGGUCUCAUCAUCUCAGAAAAGGGACAGAUUGAGAAUACGACAGGCCAUUGCUUGCUCUGAAAAGCUGCUCUCCCAUUCUGUGCAAAGUGCCAGUUUCCUAAUACUGGUUCUAAAGCAAGUUCCCUUGGGCCUUGGAGAAACUGAAAAGGCCCCAGGCUGUGUGAACUUGGGCCAGCCCUCUGCCCUUUCUGGCACUUUGCACCCAGAUCAGUAAAAUCACAGAAUCAGAUGGUCGCUCUAUGGUCCCACGGUAACUGGAAAGUGCACUGAGCUAGGAGUGGAGGGAGGCCGGUCCCUCCUCGGCCACUGCUCACUUCUGUUAACAUGGCUAAUUCAGAAUGGGCUACAGGCAGGUCAUGUAACCUCUAUGACCACAGGAUCUUUAUCUAUAAAAUGGAGGCUGUAUUGCUACCGCUAUGCAGAGGUGCUGGGGAGGUUAUAUGAGAUCAUGUCUGGUGAGGUCCCAUGCCUGGAGUUAUUGUUCUCACGACUCUGUUUCCCAGAAUAGGGACAAAGUGGGGCUAAUAGUCCAGUCUCCUUUCUAGAAGUGGUGGGGGUCUCAGGAGGUGUUGGGUGUGAAAGGGCUCUGACCUGGCAGACUAACUCAGUUGCCUGGGCCUAGCUUAUUCCCCUGACCUCCUGGCAGGGAGCAGGGUGGAAAUGGCCUGGGGUGCGCCUGGUGGGGCAGGAUAACUGCUGAGCGGGGGUUGGACAGCUGCAGUGUGGGUCCUGGGCCCUCGCUCACAAUUGGAGGAAAGAAUUCAGGAAGUGCUCACAGUUGCUCAGACAUCUUGGAGCCAAGUUCCAAGUAGGACGGACGCUGCAGCACCCAGGGAGAAACGCCAAGGUCCCUGGGACAGCCACCAGUCCAGGAGGCCGCAGCACCAGGUACAGCCAGGGCUGGUCCUUGGGAAGCCCAGGGGAGUCUGUGCUCACGUCUUCCAGGACAGUGCUUCUUCUAGAAGCUGACAUGGAGCUGACCACAGCUCUUGGAGGCCUGGCCUGAGGCUUAGAAAAUAGACAGAGAUCAUCUGAGAUUUGAGCUUUGCGCAGUGGGGCCACAUGGCGGUGCCUGAUGGCCUGGAGCAGGAGCAACCCAGGGACUUGGAGCAGCAUCUUCUUAGGAGACAGAGGGAGAGCCGCCGGAGGAGCACCGGGCACCUGCGAUCGCCAAGAGCCUCCUGUUCUGGAUGGGAGCGAAAGCUCUGAGAGGACCUAAGGUUGCUCAGUGGGCCAUGGAAACGGCAGUGAUUGGGGUGGUGGUGGUGCUGUUCGUGGUGACUGUGGCCAUCACCUGCGUCCUCUGCUGCUUCAGCUGUGACUCGAGGGCCCAGGAUCCUCAGGGGGGCCCUGGCCGCAGCUUCACGGUGGCCACGUUUCGCCAGGAGGCUUCUCUCUUCACAGGGCCUGGUCGCCAUGCCCAGCCAGUGCCGAGUGCCCGGGACUUCUGGACCUUCAUGUGAGGCCUGAGUCCCCAGGAUUUGCUGUGCCAAUGGGUCAGACUCACUCGCCCCUCAGCAGGCCUUCCUGGGCCUUCCCCUCCUCCCAGGGCCUUCUCCCUGUCCUUCCCCUGCUGUACUGUGAACUUCCUGUCUCCUCCCAUUCCAGCCUUCUCUGCCCUCCAGGCUUGGGGAUCCUUGUUAUUGGGACCCCUGACAGCCCAGCCAGGGUCGACCCACAGGAUGGGGCUUAGGAGGGGUCUGAGGAGUGAGUGAACAGACACAGCGCCGGACUGCACAGUCGGCUGGUUUUGCUGAUCUACACCGGCCACUGAAAUAUCACUGGAAUGUAUUGUAAACGGUGUGCCUAUGACUCCCACCUGAGCACGCAGCACCCUCGAGUGGCCAUUUUUAGAAACCGCUUCUUACUUGCUCUCCCAAUUGAUUACUUUUGCACAUUGCACAGAACCCAACCUGGAGGCCUGCUGCCAGUUGCCUGAAAUCAGCCCUAAAAUUCUGAAACCAAAGAGGUGCUUCCUGGGAACAAGUGAUUUACUUUCGAUUUGAAAAUGUAUAUCCUUUUAUGGGCCUUUCCAAAUCUGAUUUGAAAAACCACAAAAGGAAACAGAAAAUAAGAGCCACAGAAAGUACAAUAUGUUUUAUUGACAGGAAAGCCAGAAAUAAGAUUUUUUAAACAUAUUUUUAAUGAGACUUUAUUGCUAUAUUCCAACAGGUCACUUCUAUUCUUAGAGAAUGUGAAUGACUUGUGUCACUUCAGAGUGACAGAAAAAUCAGGAACCGAAAGAUAAUUCCAGACAAGUUAAAAUGUUAUGUUACAUUCAGAGCUCUUGUUUUCAUCACAAAUAAGGAGAUAUUCAGUUUUUAUUAACAGAAAACCCAUUCUCCCGUGGCCAUGGAAUAAAUGCUGUACUAUAUUUAAGGAA